Messenger RNA from Antechinus flavipes (yellow-footed antechinus), 4043 nucleotides. It is a transcript of the gene NEK3, whose product is annotated as NIMA related kinase 3. Lineage: Eukaryota; Metazoa; Chordata; Mammalia; Dasyuromorphia; Dasyuridae. Gene Ontology annotation, biological process: protein phosphorylation. The coding region runs from base 541 to 2064 and encodes 507 amino acids. The record is from RefSeq and is a predicted model, not a curated record. The transcript is spliced from 17 exons. Gene Ontology annotation, molecular function: ATP binding; protein kinase activity.
AUGAUUGCCUCCCUGGGAGAGUGGGGAGGAAGAGCUGAGCUUUGCAGCAAUGGGCUUAGGGCCGAUGGAGCUCUCUAGGGGAAACAAAGGGGUGAGAGCGCGUGCCCUGCACUUCCUGGCUGGGCAGGUCAGAUGUAGCCAGCCUCCCCGCACCAGCUCUGGGCUGCGGCUGCAGCCAGCCUCCCCGCACCAGCUCUGGGCUGCGGCUGCAGCCAGCCUCCCCGCCCUCCCCCACGCCCCGCUCCUUGCAACCCCUGCAGGAGUGAGUCCCUUCACUUUGGCACCUGUGAGCUCUGCUUGACGCGGCCUCCGCGGCUAUCUGCACGUCUCAGUGAAACCCGAGGGUUUCUUGUUAAUGUUUAUUUAUUUUUUUAAAGUAGUGCUUGGUGAAUUGGCGGUGGUCCCUUGAACAGCGAUACAAAAGGGUUAAAAAAAAAAAACAAACCCACGUGAGUUUUCCUAAACCGCCUUAAGCGUUCUCCGUGGUCCCCCUCAGCGGACCACAGAACUCCGCUUUGAGAGGUCAAUUCCUGCUUCAUUAUGGAUAACUACACAAUACUGAAGGUGAUUGGGGAGGGUUCCUUCGGCCGGGCUCUUUUGGUUCGACAAGAAAACAGCAACCAGAACUACGCAAUGAAGGAAAUAAGGCUUCCUAAGUCUUCCUCUGACGUAAAGAACUCUAGGAAGGAAGCCAUUCUAUUGGCUAAAAUGAAACAUCCCAAUAUUGUUGCAUUUAAGGAGUCAUUUGAAGCUGAUGGACACCUAUAUAUUGUGAUGGAAUAUUGUGAUGAAGGUGAUCUCAUGCAAAAAAUUAAGUAUCAAAGAGGAAAAUUAUUCCCUGAGAUACGUCAUGAAAGUGAGAUACUUCACUGGUUUACACAGAUGUGUCUGGGAGUGAAUCACAUUCACAAAAAAAGGGUGUUACAUAGAGAUAUCAAGUCCAAGAAUGUCUUCCUCACCCAAAAUGGACACAUAAAAUUGGGAGAUUUUGGAUCAGCCCGACUUCUCUCCAAGCCUAUGGCAUAUGCUUGUACAUAUGUGGGAACACCUUACUAUGUGCCUCCAGAAAUCUGGGAGAAUAUGCCUUAUAACAAUAAAAGUGAUAUAUGGUCCUUAGGAUGCAUAUUGUAUGAACUUUGUACCCUUAAACAUCCAUUUCAGGCCAAUAGUUGGAAAAAUCUUAUCCUCAAGAUAUGCAAAGGCUCCUACAGUCCCCUCCCAUCUCAUUACUCCUAUGAACUUCACUAUCUGAUAAAACAGAUGUUUAAGAGAGAUCCUGUGUGUCGUCCUUCAGCUACUACAAUUCUCUCCAGAAGCUCUUUAGCGAAGCUUAUCCAGAAGUACUUAUCACCAGAGAUAGUCAAAGAAUAUGGUGAGCAAGUCAUAGAGGAAACCAGAAAGUCAAAGAAUAAUACACCAAGGAAAAUGGGCCCUGCCAAAACAAAUAUCUCAGGAAAUGAGGCAGUUACUGUGGAAAGGGAAGAACAAGGUAAAAAGUGUAGCCAUGCUGACUUAGAGAACAUUAAUAAAAAUUUGGCUGAAAAUGCAUUGAAGCGAAUAAGCAAUGAGGAAAAAGAAAACAAAUUAAUCCAUCUGAAGAAAGAUAACUCGCCAAGCCCUCAGAGGCGACAAUGGGAGAAGAAAAUAUCUAAUACAGCCGUAAAUGCCUUGGAAAAUGCAUCAAUACUCUCCUCCAGUUUAGCAUCAGAAGAAGAUAGAGGUGGUUCUGUAAUAAAGUACAGUGAAAAUAAUACCAGGAAGCAAUGGCUCAAAGAAUCUCCAGAAACUUUGUUGAAUAUCCUUAAGAAUGCUGAUCUUAGCUUGGCAUUUCAGACAUAUACAAUAUAUAAAUCAGGCUCAGAUAAUUUCCUAAAAGGACCUCUUUCUGAUGAAGAAGAAAGAUCAGAUUGUAUAGAUGGAGAUAAUGAUAUCAUCUUGGAUCCUGAGAGACUUGAACCUAGAUUAGAUGAAGAAGACACGGAUUUUGAAGAAGAUGAUGAUGAUCCAGAUUGGGUGUCUGAACUGAAGAGGAGAGCUGAAUUAAAGUGUGUGGCUCAUGAAUAAUUCCCAAAGAAAUGUUUCUUAAGCACAUUCAGAAGAAUUUUUAAAUUAAGUAAUCAACACUGUGUAAGUUUACUUUGGCAACAGAAUAGAUAAAAGCUGUGAAUAUUAAAGAUGAAGGGUUUGAUGAAAAUCACCAGGAAAUACAUCUAGAACCCCAGUGGGUUUUUUGAAGUAGAUGUUAGUUCUAUAUUAAUCCUCUAAUUGGAAUAGCAUCGUGUAAAUUUUUUUUUAUAGAUUAGAAAGAAAUGGUGCCAUUCCGGGAAAAAAUCUUGAGAUUUCUUUUCUAAUAUUUAAUGUACUUUUAAUCCUAAAAUACUUUAUAGGGGCAACCCCUAUGUCUUGAUGAUUGUUGCUGCUUAUUCACAAGGUUUUGACAUAUUAUGUAAUUAUACUCUUACCAUUUUUUAAUGAGUAGAAAUAUUUUUAGUGGGGCAGUUAUUCUUAUGUAGUAGGAUCUUUUCCCACUGAUUGACAGAGGAGCCAGUGGAGAUGGAACAGAAAUAGGAAAAUGAAAGUGGAAUGAGAAAUAGGAAGGUGAGAGUGGGUUGAGUUUCUAAAUUACACCAGAGGUCAGGCAUGAGCAAUAAGAAUAGGACUUGAGUAUCACCAGAAUACUGGUAGAAUAAGGAAGAGCAGAUCCUUGAGAAGAAAUUCAAGCUUUGUUUUAAUGUCAGUUCUUUAGAGACAAAAUAUUUUGCAGUUGGACAGUUUUUUGACUGCAGUAUUCUUUGGUAGAAUGUAAAUUAUAUGAAGGCAGGGGCUCUAUAUUUAUUAUCUAUAAUUCCUGGCACAUGGUAGGCACACGAUAGAUAUUUGCUUUAAAUCGUUUGGGUAGUCUAUUUUUUUCCUAGUGUUUAAAGGAAAUAUGACAAUAGAAAAUAAUUGAUAAAGACUGAGCAAGGAAUGUGACAAGAAUAGAAAAGCCAUCAGAACCCGUAUGUGAUCAACACUCAUUAUUACAGUUUUGCUUAAUAUGAUGUAAUUUUAAAAACAACUUCCUAAAAAUUUUAAGGUCAACAAAAUCAUAGAACUUUCGAUCUUGGGAAUGACAAAGGAGACCUAGUCUAGACUAUUUAUUUUAUAGGUCAAGAAACUAGCUCAGAGUGUUUGUGACUUGGGCAAGACUGCACAGUGGCAGAUUAAGAACUAUAAUGUCAUCAUGUCAGUCAGUCAGUAGGUAUUUAUGAAGUGCUCAUUACAUGUCAGGCAUUGUGCUAAGUGCUAGGCAGAAACCAUCCCUGUCCUCAGGGUGUUCCCAUACUUAUAGGGAAGACAACAUAUGAAGAAAUAGGUACAUACAAGGUAUUCCAGUGUUCUUUCCACUGUAUAUGUUUUUCUCAAAUGAUCUAAUGAUUUGUUCUGAGGUACAAAGUACUGUGCUAUGUUUUUGUGUGCAAAGGCUGCUAUAAAAUUAAUUUCUUUAUUAAUAUAUGGGAUCGAACAGAAAUAGGAUGGGAAUGAGUAGAAUUUCUCAAUCAGAUCAGAGAUAAAGUGUGAAUCAUAAGAAAGAAUAGGACAGAAAAAGGAUGUUAUGAGGUACCAGAGAACAAAGCAGAUGGUACUAAACUUUGGCUUGUAAGUAGGAACAAAAGCAAGUCUGAGAUGGCACAGAGAAUUGAUGAGGCAGAAACACUAUUUAAGCUGAGGAUCAAGGAAUUAGGGGAGAUUUCAUGGUGAAUCUGACGUAAGUAGGAGAUAAUCAAGAAUUAGAAAUAUAUAAUUAGGCUAUGACAGACUAUGUAGUUUAUAGCCUUCAUUUUUUAAUAAUAAAAAGUAUUUAAAAGUACACAAAAUUUCAAUAUAAUGUCCUCAUUCCAUUUGUGACCAGGACCUGUUUUUUUUGUUUUGUAAUCUUAAGAUGUCUAAUGUUAGGAGUUAUACUUCUUUGGAAAAAUCAUAAUUUUCAUGAUUUUUCUGAAAAUAUCUGGUUACCUUUUCAUAAUUUUUUCAUAAUAAAAGUUUCUAUUUCUUGCAUUAGA